Brassica oleracea var. oleracea is the source of this 2076-nucleotide messenger RNA. RefSeq names its product bifunctional riboflavin biosynthesis protein RIBA 1, chloroplastic. Gene Ontology annotation, molecular function: 3,4-dihydroxy-2-butanone-4-phosphate synthase activity; GTP cyclohydrolase II activity. The transcript has 6 exons. NCBI's taxonomy places the organism in Eukaryota, Viridiplantae, Streptophyta, Magnoliopsida, Brassicales, Brassicaceae. Gene Ontology annotation, cellular component: chloroplast. Gene Ontology annotation, biological process: riboflavin biosynthetic process. The record is from RefSeq and is a predicted model, not a curated record. The coding region runs from base 261 to 1826 and encodes 521 amino acids.
CGGCGUUGGGAGGAAGACAAGAGCCAAGCAAAGUGGUGGUUCUGUCUUAUCCCUCUACCGAAUCAUAUCCAUUCUUUUUUCUUUUUUUUUUUACCAAUCCAAUCCGCGCCGCCAUUAGAAUAAAGCUUCUCUAAUCGCUAUCGUCACCUAACCCACCUUUCUCCGCAUCUUCUUCUUCAUAAAGCCUCGUGAUUUUCUCGGAGAAUUGCAAAAAAGGGUUUACUUUGAUUUCAUCUACAAAUAGAGAAAGAGAAGGAGACAUGGCUUCGAUCAAUCUAUCAUCGUCCUCUCCUUCCACCAUAUCUCUCUCCCGCUCAAGACUUAGCCAAACCUCUACUACUACUACAUUGCUCCACCGUAUUACUUUACCAUCUCACCAUCCAUCAUCAUCGUUCUCCAUUAAAACCACUUCAAAAGUCAAAGCUUCAGUGAUCUCUAGAGAAGAUGAUCUCCUCUCUUCUUACACCAAUGGUUCUCUCGUUGACGAAGACUCCUCAUCUCCUGCGCCAGCCAAUGGUUUCGUUGCUGAAGAUGAUGACUACGAGUUGGAUCUACCUACACCUGGCUUCUCUUCAAUCCCUGAAGCCAUUGAAGACAUACGCCAAGGAAAGCUUGUGGUGGUUGUGGAUGAUGAAGACAGAGAAAACGAAGGUGAUUUGGUAAUGGCUGCUCAGUUAGCUACACCUGAGGCUAUGGCUUUCAUUGUCAAACAUGGAACUGGGAUUGUUUGUGUGAGUAUGAAAGACGAUGAUCUCCAGAGGUUGAACCUUCCUCUGAUGGUGAACCAGAAGGAGAACGAGGAGAAGCUCUGCACUGCAUUCACAGUCACUGUCGAUGCAAAACAUGGUACAACAACAGGAGUAUCAGCACGUGACAGGGCAACAACGAUACUGUCACUUGCGUCUAGAGACUCAAAGCCUGAAGAUUUCAUCCGUCCAGGGCAUAUCUUUCCUCUCAAGUACCGAGAAGGCGGAGUUUUAAGAAGAGCUGGACACACUGAAGCAUCUCUUGAUCUUACUGUAUUAGCUGGACUAGAACCUGUUGGAGUACUCUGUGAGAUUGUUGAUGAUGAUGGUUCCAUGGCUAGAUUACCAAAGCUCCGUGAAUUUGCAGCUGAAAACAACCUCAAAAUUGUUUCCAUUGCAGAUUUGAUCAGAUAUCGAAGGAAGAGAGAUAAGCUAGUGGAACGUUCUUCUGCAGCUCGGAUUCCGACAAUGUGGGGACCUUUCACAGCUUAUUGCUACAAGUCUAUACUAGACGGUAUAGAACACAUUGCAAUGGUUAAGGGAGAGAUUGGUGACGGUCAAGACAUUCUUGUGAGGGUUCAUUCAGAAUGUCUCACUGGAGACAUAUUUGGAUCAGCGAGGUGUGACUGCGGGAACCAGCUAGCUCUUGCGAUGCAGCAGAUUGAGUCUGCUGGUCGUGGUGUGUUGGUUUACCUACGUGGACACGAAGGAAGAGGGAUUGGUUUAGGACACAAGCUUAGAGCUUAUAAUCUGCAAGAUGCUGGGAGGGAUACAGUUGAAGCUAACGAGGAGCUAGGACUUCCUGUUGAUUCUAGAGAGUAUGGUAUUGGUGCACAGGUACUGAGGGAUUUGGGAGUGAGGACGAUGAAGCUGAUGACGAAUAAUCCGGCUAAGUAUGUUGGUUUGAAGGGAUAUGGAUUAGCUAUUGUGGGGAGAGUGCCUCUCUUGAGUCUUAUCACAAAGGAGAAUAAGAGAUAUCUGGAGACGAAGAGGGCCAAGAUGGGUCACAUGUAUGGUUUGAAGUUCAAUGGUGAUGAUGUUGUAGAGAAGAUUGAUGAUUCUGCAACCACCGAGUCAUGACUGGAGAAUAAAUAUUAGAUAAUACUUCAAGAGAACACCAGAAAAGAAACAUAGACACAGAAGAGCAAGCAAUGAAAGACUUCUGAUCUAUCUGAGGAGUUUUAUUGGAUUGGUUUAAUGUAUCUUGAUUUGAUUUUUUACAAUACUUGCGUUACAAAAUUUUCAACAUUGUUGUUACUUGUUAUGUACUCUUGGUUGAUUAGUUUCAUUUGAUUUGUGAAACUGUAAAAAGAUGAAGCUUUGAUGUGCA